ACCAUAGCUGAUACCGCCCACCCUCAUCUAUCCUCCUGGCCGGGGUAUCCCUCUCCCACCUCCCUCUGUUGCCUGGCCAACACAUGGAGGAAAACCAAGACCAGGAGAAGGCUGCAGAGCGCGGCGGGGGCAGUGGCCGGGGCCCAGUGCGAGCGGUCUGCGUCUUCUGCGGCAGCAGGCCGGGAAACCGGCCGUCCUUCAGCGCCGCCGCUCUCGACCUUGGAAGGCAGCUGGUGGAGAGGAGGCUCGACCUUGUCUAUGGCGGCGGCAGCGGCGGCCUGAUGGGUCUCGUGUCCAAGGCCGUCCACGACGGCGGCCGCCAUGUCCUCGGGGUCAUCCCUAGCGCUCUCCUCCCCGAAGAGGUAUCAGGGGAGACGUUGGGAGAGGUGAAAGUGGUCAGGGACAUGCAUGAGCGCAAGUCAGAAAUGGCGAAACACUCCGACGCCUUCAUCGCCCUGCCUGGCGGUUAUGGGACGAUCGAAGAGCUGUUGGAGAUCAUAACGUGGGCUCAGCUCGGGAUCCACAACAAACCUGUGGGAUUGCUCAACGUGGAUGGCUACUACAACAGCCUGCUUUCGCUGUUCGACAAGGGCGUCGAGGAGGGCUUCAUCGAUGAGGCGGCGCGCAACAUCUUUGUAGUCGCCGACACUGCCGGGGAGCUGCUCACCAAGCUCACGGCAGCAGCGGCGGCAGCCCCUGUUGACGACGACGACGGUCAGAAGGGCGCGGCGGCCGCCGGCGUCAAGAGGAAAAGAAGCUAGCUUGUCCGCAUGUCGUUGUCUAGCUAGCCUGGUCGCUUGUAUAUUUUCCAUCCACUACCUAGCUUAUUGUUCACUUGCCUAAGUACGUAGUCUAGUAACGUGUUCAGUUAUUUAUCUUGUUAUAUGCAUGUAAUGUCAAGCGUUCCCUAACCCCUGUAUCGAGCAAAAUGCCGUGGCCAUCACGAAGAAUAAUGCUUCUGUGCUCCGCCGUAAGAACAGGCGAACAAUUAAA
Molecule: messenger RNA, 993 nt
Organism: Lolium perenne
Lineage: Eukaryota; Viridiplantae; Streptophyta; Magnoliopsida; Poales; Poaceae
Product: probable cytokinin riboside 5'-monophosphate phosphoribohydrolase LOG4
Biological process (GO): cytokinin biosynthetic process
Cellular component (GO): nucleus; cytosol
Molecular function (GO): hydrolase activity, hydrolyzing N-glycosyl compounds
Source: RefSeq, a predicted model, not a curated record